Molecule: messenger RNA, 8511 nt
Organism: Vespa velutina
Lineage: Eukaryota; Metazoa; Arthropoda; Insecta; Hymenoptera; Vespidae
Gene: Chd1
Product: chromodomain-helicase-DNA-binding protein 1
Exons: 16
Coding region: 1417-6843 (1808 amino acids)
Biological process (GO): regulation of transcription by RNA polymerase II; nucleosome organization
Cellular component (GO): nucleus; chromatin
Molecular function (GO): ATP hydrolysis activity; ATP binding; DNA binding
Source: RefSeq, a predicted model, not a curated record
CCGGUGCGAUGUGCCACGGGUCUUUGGGUAAUAUUUUUCGUCUUUCAUUCUGGUCAUUAUACGUUAGUUCCAUAUCCUCCGAAAGCGCAGGCUGAUUUUCAUUGGAACGGGUAACGCUUAGCUCCAUUAGAACUAUAUUUUUUUUUCUUCUAUUUUCUAUCUUAGAUAUAAGAGAAUUAUAGUUAAGGCAAUUACGUGCCUCACGAACACUACCCAAUCUGAUGGAAAACGGCAAAUUUUUUAUUCGCAUUACGUUCAAAAGAGGCCCACGCUUCACUUUGCAUGGUGUCAUCAUACAUACGGCUAUUCGUAUAAGUUAGUAUUCGUAAACUAAGAUUGGCUCGUUCCGAGUGUGCAUUGUUUCGUAAAUUGUGACCUGUAGAAAUUAAAGUCCCUGAGCUCGUUAAAUAUUGUGCCAUCAUGUCGAUAAAAUAUUAGUGGUAGUAUCUCGGAAGAAUUUUCUGUGAUAUCAUCAAAACGCUUAUGUUCGAAUUGUAAAAGUUUGUGUCAAGUCGAUAUACACGAGAGACGUAAUAUUAAUUUCUUCGAAACGUCAACGAGAUACAUAAAGAGAUCUUACGUAAUAUUUUUUAUUAGCUUUACGACGUUUUACGACAACUAAGUUCAAAUUUAUUGGAUUUUUCUUUUUAUACACGUAUGUGUGUACACACACACAUAUAUAUAUAUAUAUAUAUAUGUGUUAUAUAUAAUAUGUAUGUAUACAUUGAUACGUAUAUUUUUUUUUCUUUCUCGUCAAAUUUCGUACGUGAAAUUAUUAUGUUAGUAAAAAACAUGUUAAAGAAUCUCGUCCACAUAACGAAAUCCUUUACGUAGUAUACGUGACUGUUGCGUCGUAAGAUUUUAUGUUAAUUGCGCAUUUGACUGAAUAAUCGAAAAACUGACGCUGUGCAUUCUGGGUAAAAUUUCCGUGAGUAAUAAAAAUGGCUGUCUAACAACGAUUUCCGUUUCGCACAUUGGUUUUUUUCGACUAGCAGGCAAAAAGAAAAGUUUUAGAUCUAGUAUUAAUAGUAAUAUUAAAUAAAUCUGACUAGAUUUCUUUUUUUUUCCAAAUUUUCUUGUAAAAUGGUAAAUUCGUCGAUAUGUCAAAUUUAUUUGAAAGAAAACUAACGAGGGGGAUGGCGGGAAGGGUGCGCUGUAGUCGACUGGUAGGGGACAGGCCGAGCGUUGCAUGAUGGGAAGACGGAUGGGGGAGGGCGAAAGAACGAGCGGAGUUCACAAAAUGGAGGCCAAGCACAGGCCUGUGAACAUAUAGUACGUGAAAAUUCAAUAAUUUUGCACGAUGUCACGACGCUCUACAUCAUUAGUCGAUUAAUAUUGCGAACACGUGUGCACGGAUUAGUUUUUUUGUUAAAUUAACGUGAAUUUGUGCGUGGUGCGUCAGUUAUUCGAAGUUCAAUGCGACGCGUAGACGAAACGAUGCAGAAAACUAUUGAAUCUGAAUCUGGUAAGGAAUCUGGAUCUGACUCUGAAAACGAGAGUAAAAGUGACAGUUCCUCAUCUGGAAGUAAUUCAGGAUCUGCUUCUGCUACAGAUAGUGACUCUAGUUCCUCAAGCGGUUCUGGUUCUGGAUCUGGUUCCGAAUCUGAAAAAUCAGAGAGGUUGGAUGCACCUGCACAAAGUGAUAGUUUACAAAGCAAAUCCUCUAAUCACAGCACAGAUGCAAAACUUAGGCUUAAAAAUGAGUCUAGUCGUGAAUGGGACGAGAAUCCUGAUAUAUAUGGAAUUAGGAGAUCUGGACGUUCUAGGAAAGAACCCGAAAGACUUGCAACACAACGCGAAAGCGAUAGUGAUGGUCGCAAGAGAUAUAAAAAAAAGGGUUCACACAAUUCGUGGAAUUCAGAGAGUUCAGAAUCAGAAUCUGAUGAAUCAGAAAAUAGACGGCCACCACCUAGUAAAUCUUUAAACAGGCGAGCGGUACAAAAAUCUAAAGAAAAAGCUAGAGCACGAAAGAAGCGUAUCUCUGAAUCUUCUGAUAAUUCUUCAUUUGAUAGCGAUGAUAACAGAAGGCAAGUUACGAGAAGAACGGGUACUGCAGUUAGUUAUAAAGAAGAAAGCGAAGAAGGUACUGAUAGCGAAGAUUUGGUGGAAAUUGAUGAGACGACAACUACAAAUGCAGAACCUGAUAAUGCGGAAACGGUUGAAAGAAUUUUGGGACAGAGAAGAGGAAAAAAGGGUGUUACAGGAAAUGUCACCACAAUUUAUGCAGUAGAAGAAAAUGGUGAUCCCAAUCCAAAGGAUUUGAAGACCGAGGAGACUGAAACACAAUAUUUAAUUAAGUGGAAGGGUUGGUCGCAUAUACAUAAUACGUGGGAGUCAGAAGAAUCUUUAAAAGCACAAAAGGUUAAGGGAUUAAAAAAGUUAGAUAAUUUUAUAAAGCGCGAGCGAGAAAUUAAACAAUGGAGAGAAUAUGCAGGACCAGAGGAUAUAGAUUAUUUUGAAUGUCAGUUAGAAUUGCAACAAGAACUUUUAAAAAGUUAUAACAAUGUGGAAAGAAUUAUUGCUGAAUAUGAAAAGCCAGAUUCAGAACAUCCCGAUUAUUAUUGUAAGUGGGAAAGUUUGCCGUAUGCCGAGGCAACAUGGGAAGAUGGCGCAUUAAUAAUUAAAAAAUGGCCAGUAAAGAUAAAAGAAUUCCGAGAUAGAGAAGAUUCAAAAAGGACGCCAAGUAAACAUUGUAAAGUGCUUAAAAUCAGACCUAAGUUUCAUCAAUUAAAAGGACAGCCAGAAUAUAUGGGUAAAGGAAAAGAUUUAGUUUUAAGAGAUUACCAAAUGGACGGAUUAAAUUGGAUGAUCCAUUCUUGGUGCAAGGAAAAUAGUGUUAUUUUAGCAGAUGAAAUGGGUCUUGGAAAAACCAUACAAACCAUAUGCUUCCUUUAUUAUCUAUUUCAUACUCAUCAACUUCAUGGACCGUUUUUAUUAGUAGUACCUCUUUCAACAAUGACUUCCUGGCAAAGAGAAAUGGCCCAAUGGGCACCCGACAUGAACUUUGUUACGUAUUUGGGUGACGUAACAUCCCGAAAUGUCAUAAGAGAAUACGAAUGGUGUUAUAGUUCAAAAAGAUUAAAAUUUAAUGCAAUACUUACCACGUAUGAGAUAGUACUUAAAGAUAAAGCAUUUUUGGGUGCCUUAAAUUGGGCAGUACUUUUAGUGGAUGAAGCUCACAGAUUAAAAAAUGAUGAUUCACUUCUUUAUAAAGCUUUAUCCGAAUUUCAUACAAAUCAUCGUCUUUUAAUAACGGGUACUCCAUUACAAAACAGUUUGAAGGAGUUAUGGGCGUUACUUCAUUUCAUAAUGCCCGCUAAAUUUAAUUCUUGGGAAGAAUUUGAAAAGGAACACGACAAUGCUGCCCAAAAAGGUUAUUCUAAGUUACACAAACAAUUAGAACCUUUUAUCUUAAGGCGUGUUAAAAAGGACGUGGAGAAAUCAUUACCUGCGAAGGUCGAGCAAAUUCUACGCGUAGAAAUGACUUCUUUGCAAAAACAGUAUUACAAGUGGAUAUUGACAAAAAACUACAAUGCCUUGCGCAAGGGCGUUAAAGGUUCUACUAUGACCUUUCUCAACAUAGUAAUAGAACUUAAAAAAUGUUGUAAUCAUGCUUUUUUAACGAAACCUACUGAAAGUGAAAGAAAAGAUAAUAAUGAUGACUAUUUACAACAAUUGAUUAGAGGUUCAGGAAAAUUGGUCCUUUUGGAUAAACUGUUAGUGCGACUUCGUGAAACUGGACAUAGAGUAUUAAUAUUUAGUCAGAUGGUAAGGAUGUUAGAUAUUCUUGGGGAAUAUUUGCAAAAACGACACUUUCCUUUUCAACGAUUAGAUGGAAGUAUAAAAGGAGAAUUGAGAAAACAAGCAUUAGAUCAUUUUAACGCCGAGGGUUCGCCAGAUUUUUGUUUUUUAUUAUCAACCAGAGCUGGUGGACUCGGCAUCAAUCUUGCCACAGCUGAUACCGUGAUCAUCUUUGAUUCGGAUUGGAAUCCACAAAAUGAUUUACAAGCUCAAGCAAGAGCCCAUAGAAUUGGACAAAAAAAUCAAGUUAACAUUUAUCGAUUGGUAACUAAAAAUUCUGUUGAAGAAGAAAUUGUUGAACGAGCGAAACAAAAGAUGGUUCUUGAUCAUUUGGUUAUACAAAGAAUGGAUACAACUGGAAGAACGGUUUUAGAUAAAAAAAAUGCGGGGACCAAUAAUAACCCAUUUAAUAAGGAAGAUUUAAAUGCUAUAUUAAAAUUUGGAGCAGAAGAAUUGUUUAAAGACGAGGAGGAUGGGGAUGAAGAACCUACGUGCGACAUCGAUGAAAUUUUAAGAAGAGCCGAGACUAGGGACGAAGGGCCUACUACCGUAGGUGACGAGCUUUUGUCGGCAUUUAAAGUUGCCAGUUUCGCUGCAUUCGAGGAGGAAUCGGAACCUGUUAGUCAACCUAACGAUAAUGACGAUGAAAGUAAAGACUGGGCUGAGAUAAUACCAGAAAAUUUUCGGAAAAAAGUCGAAGAAGAAGAAAAGUCUAAGGAAAUGGAGGAUCUUUAUCUUCCGCCAAGAAGUCGUAAGACGCUACAACAAAUCAAUCAAACUGGUGAUGGUAGAGGUAGAAAGAGGAAAAAGACGCCGGAUGAUAGCGAGGAAGGUGAAGAGUCCGGAAGCGAAGUGGAAGGUAGCGACGAUGACAGACCUAAGAAGAGAGGUAGACCAAGGGUUACGCCUCGCGAGAACAUAAAGAGUUUCACUGAUGCGGAAAUUCGAAGAUUCGUCAAAAGUUAUAAGAAAUUUACAGCGCCUUUAAAAAGAUUGGACGAUAUCGCUGCGGACGCCGAAUUGCAAGAAAAACCUAUGUCAGAGUUACGUUAUUUGGGUGAACAGUUGCAAUCUCGUUGCGAAGCUUGCUUAUCCGAAUUUGAAAGUACAGCGAAAGAGAAUAAAGGCGAGGAAGAGGGUAAAGGGCCUGGUCGUAAAAGAGGAAGAGGUCCUACGUUUAAAAUGGGCGGUGUUAUGGUAAAUGCAAAAUCAUUUUCUGCUGCCGUAAAAGAAUUGGAACCUCUCGAUCAAGCACUUCCAUCGGAUGCCGAACAAAGAGCCAAUUGGCAUCUUGAUAUUAAAGUUAAACCGGCUAAUUUUGACUGCGAUUGGAAUUCCGAAGAUGAUUCUAAGCUUCUGAGGGGCAUAUAUCAGCAUGGUAUGGGCUCUUGGGAAGCUAUUAAAACAGAUGCCAGUUUAAAGCUCGGUGAUAAAAUUCUUCCCAAUGGUAGUAAGAUUCAAUGUAAACGGGUGACCGCUCGUGCUGAGUACUUGUUAAAGGUUCUUAAAAAGCAAAUGGAUUUCAAGCAUGGCGUGACACGAACAAGGAAACCUAGAAAACCAAAAGAAGUAAAAACAGCAAUUACUAAAGAAAUAAUAGAAGAAAAUGAGAGUUCAGGAGAAGAGAGUAAAAAGCUUAAGACAAAAAUCGAUAAAGUACCCAUAAAGAAAGAAGAAGACGUUAUUGUUAAAAAGGAAAUUAAAGAGGAACCCGAGGAGGCGUCUGAAGAGAAGAAGAAGGAGAAAAAGGUUAAGAAGGAUAAAAAGGAAAAUAAGAAGACUAAAAAGAAUAAACAAACUGCAGGACCGAUGCAUUUCACGGCAAAUAAUGAACCACGAGCUCUUGACGUUCUUGGUGAUUUAGAUCCAUCUAUAUUCAAUGAGUGCAAGGAGAAGAUGCGUCCGGUGAAAAAAGCUUUAAAAGCUUUGGAUAGGCCAGAUCAAUCAUUGAGCGAAGCAGAGCAAGUAGCCCAUACACGCCACUGUCUUGUUCAAAUCGGAAAUCAAAUUAAUACUUGUCUUGCAGAAUACAAGGAUCCUGAGCAAAUUAAAGAAUGGCGAAGUAAUUUGUGGUAUUUUGUAUCGAAAUUUACAGAAUUUGAUGCUAAAAAGUUAUAUAAAUUAUAUAAGCAUGCAACGAGAAAAGGUGGCGGAGACAGUAAUGUAAGCGUAACAUCUAGUCCUGAAAAGAAGGAAGAAACAAGUAAUUCAAAGAAACAUGAAAAAUCGUAUGACAAACAUAACGACAAACAAUUAGCGGAUUCCAGUAAUAAAGAUCGGCAAAAUAAGCGUAGAAUCGAUGAUAUAGAAGAUAGUUCUAACAGCAGUAUCCCAAGUAAGAAACAUGUUACAGCUAUUAAUGCGAUGAGCAAUAUUAGCAACACCUCAGCUGUUACUAUCGGUGCUAUUACAAUUACUCCUAUAACGUCAACCGCAAAUUCUACGUCGAGUACAACUAAUACAACGGAAACGUCAAGGCAUAAAGAACAAAAAGAUUCAAAGUCGAAAGAUAUGAAACGAGAUCGGGAACGAGACAGAGAUAGAGACAGAAGUCACAAUGAUAGAGGCAUGGACAGAUUAAAUUGUGGAAAGGAUGAACGGAUCAGAAGGGAUAGCGGUGGUUAUAAUAUGGGCGGACAUUAUAGUGGGAGUAGAGAAGACGAUCAUUGGAUCUUACCUAGGGAUACAAGAGAUAUGAGAGAUGGAAGAUUUACUGACCACAAACGUGAUAGAUUUGAAUCUUAUGGACGUCUGUCUGGUGGAUAUCAUCGAGAUAGAGAUAGAGAUAGAGAUCGUGGUAUGCAUAUAAACGAUAAAAGAAGUAAUUUUUACAGGUAUCCAUCUGGGCCACCGAGCUAUGGAUACGGUCCAGGUAGCUACGGAAGUGGAGGUGGCGGUGGGUAUGCACCCAAUGACAUGCCACCAAGCCAUUUUAGAGGUCGAGGAUAUCCAGGAGAUAGUUAUUCAAACGAAUGGCGACCUAGUAAGGAUUACAGAAGAGAUUAUGAUAGGAGGCCGCCACCACCAAAUGCCAAUUCCUAGUGCUCCUUUUGGGCGUUCUUAUGUAUUCUAAAACGGUUAUAAUUCCGUUGUAACGUCAUAUAAUUUUACACGACACAGCACUUAUAGUAGUGCUAAUUAACAGAAAGGAAAUGUGUGUUAAAUGUAUUAAAUUCAAUAUAUAAUCCUUUCUGUGAUUUAGCACCACUUAUGACUUGUAGCUAUGUAAAAAGUCGAUUCCACUGCUUACUUAACACGCAACAAAAUAAUUUUACAAUGAUCAACAGGUGAUCGUUUCAGGAAAACUUUAAAGAUAGAUUGUGCAAAAAAUGAUAAACUGAUAUAUGUAUAUAUAUGAUAUAUAUAUAUAUAUUAUAUAUAUAUAUAUAUAUAUAUAUAUAUAUAUAUAUAUAAAUAUCAGAUAUAUCAUUAAAACAUAAUUAUAACUUUUUUUAUAUGUUAGAGCUUUUAUGAGAGAUAUUCGUAACAGAGAUAAUACGCCAGUGAUUUCUAUCAAAUGAAAAAUUACGUUCAAAAGUCUUCUUUAAUUUAGAAGACAUGUCUAAUAUCUACUGUUAUUUAUACGUAUAACAAUUGUUUAACGCGAGUAAUUCUAUAGAACUGAGUUAUACAACAGUGGAUAUAGAUAUAGUUUAUACUGUCAUAUAUCGCUCCAAUUAACAAACCAAUUGUUUGAAACAAACAAAAUGCCUUCCCAUCCAUUUCAUCUCUCAUAUAUUUUGCAUUUCCAAUUCUUUAUGUGUAUAGGUUCAUUUUGGGUGUGUUACUUAGGUAGUAUCAUUCAUCAUUCAAAAAUCACUUCAUUUUCAAGAUUACUCCUUUGAUAUUUUAAGAUAUUAGUUCGUAAUGAAAUAAAUUUGUAUUAAGGCAUGAUUUCAUUGCCAGUUGGCUGACAGUCCAUAUAAUAUGAUGAGCAUGUUCCAAAAAUUUUAUCGACUUCUGUCAUAUAUACAUUUUUGCAUUUUGCAUAUUGCGUUAUAAUUUCGAUUGGAAAUAUGUUGGUAAAGGAAAAAUAGUAAGUCUAAUAUUUUGAUUAAAAUCAUACAUUGAAGUAUAACAAUAUGUCUUGUACUAGACAAUUCUAAGAUUUAUUAAAAUUUAUUGUGUCGUCGAACAAAUAGCUAUAUCAUAUACAUACUAUUCAAAGCGAUAACUCAAUUUUGAUCACUUUUUUUUCUAUUGAUUUUUAUAAAACUGUAUAUCUUGAUAUAAGAUAUAGAUAACUAUUCUCUACGUUUGAGUUAACUCCUUUAAAAUACAAGUUUGUAUCCUACCUGAAAAUAAGAGUGUGAAAUAAUGUAAAUAUUAGGAUAAGAUUAAUGGUUGUAUUCUAUUUAAUUGUAGGGCCUACAAGAGAGAUUGUACAACAGUUUCCUUUAAACUUGAUUAUAAAAAUAGGAAGAAUUGUUCAUCUCUCUCAGCCCUGCUUCAAUAAAAGAUGGAGGGAUAUAAUUAGAGAUAUGUAUAAGAAGAAAAAAAAAUUUUAAUUAUAUAAUUAUAAGACACUCUGAAAGAAUUUUGAUCUAUUGAAAUAUUUUUUAAUCCAACUCUUGAUAAUCAUGACAUUUAUAUAGCACUUUUCAGUAGGAAUACCGAAUGCACCAUUUAUCAUGUUCUCUGGUGUUUUGUAAAGUAUUCCGUUUUUCGUAUAUCUUAUCCAUUUCUCUUUCUCUCUCUCUCUCUCUCUCU